UAUAAGCCCACCAAUCGAUCAUUUAAUGGUUUGAUUGUGAGUGACUCGAGUCAGUGAAACUUAGGGCAACUAACCGAUGUAGAAUACUUCACAAUCGGCUAGCACCACACAAAGAGAUCAAAAUGAAGUUCGAUGAUAUUUUAAGGACGGUUGGUGAGUUUGGGCCUUACCAACGGCGCCUUUACGUCAUUUUGGUCUUGUUAAAGUUCACCGUUUCCUGGGCGACUAUGGUGGCCGUUUUCCUCAAUGCAUCUGUCGACCAUUGGUGUGCGACCCCAGAAUGGGACUCAGGAUGUGAGCAGUAUGGACUAUCAGAAGAAGAUUGUGAACUAGCCAAAAAGACCGGUAGUAUCCCAUCGAACUAUACAUCAGAUGGAAAGCUGGAAUACGCACAGUGCGAGAAAUAUGAUGUGUCAGGAGUGGGAUUCUGGUCCGGGAUUGAUCCAUCCAAUUACAGCAGCCAAACGAUGUCAUGUGACAGUGGAUGGGUCUACGAUGACAGCCAAUACGAAUCAAGCACUGUGUCUGAUUUUGAUCUCGUAUGUGGCAGUGAAGACCUUACCCAGGUUUCUCAGUCUAUAUACUACGGAGGAUAUCUGGCUGGUUCUAUUCUCUUCGGUAUUCUGUCAGAUAUCAUUGGACGAUGGUGGUCUCUACUCCUCUCCAACAUUAUCGCGGUUGCUUCUGGAAUUGCUAUCGCCUUCUCCCCGAACUGGUGGUUCUUCGCUACAAUGCGAUUCUUUAUGGGCUUUGGUAACAUUGCAUUCAAUAUCAUCUUGUACAUCAUAGGAACGGAGUAUAUAGGACCAUCAAAAAGGAAUCUAGUGAUGUUGGCAACCAUCUCUUAUGCUCUGGGAUACAUGUUCCUAGCACUACCAGCUUACUUCAUACGUUCAUGGCGUACAUUACAACUGGUGAUCACUGCACCACUUAUCCCCGUAUUUCUUGCUUUCAUAUGGCUGCCUGAAUCUGCAAGGUGGUUGAUCUCUUCCGGGAAAUACGACGACGCCGAAAAGAUCAUCAACAAAGUGGCCGAAGUCAACAAGGCCGAGCUUCCGAAACCACUCUUUACAAAGGAAUUCAUCGAAGAACAGGAUGAGAUUCGCAAGGCUCGUCGUCCAACCUUCAUUGAUUUGGUCCGCACACCAAGAAUGAGACUGAGGACGAUAAAUAUGGCCUAUAUAUGGAUGGUGAACUCCCUUGUCUACCAUGGCCUGUCUCUCAAUAGUUCAAACCUGGGAACCAAUGAUUACGUCGCCUUUGCCAUUUCCGGUGCCAUCGAGAUCCCAGCAUAUCUUAUGGACGUCGUCAUCGUCCAGGUCUUCGGUCGGAAGCUCAGUCUUUCCUUUUGCAUGAUGCUGGGCGGUCUUGCUUGUCUUUCAACUGCCUUCAUACCCCCUGGUGCUGUCCUUACCACCGUUGCUAUGAUAGGCAAGUUUGGAAUCUCGGGUUCAUUUACCAUCAUAUACCUCUACACAGUGGAGCUUUACCCUACAAAUGUUAGGGGUGUGGCUAUCGGUAGCUGUUCCAUGUUUUCUCGGAUCGCUGGUAUAGUGGCGCCUCUCAUCCUCGUACUCGACAAGUACUGGGCCCCCCUUCCCUUGGUUAUCUACGGGUCUGUGUCUGUCGUGGCGUCCCUGACCGCACUUGCCUUGCCCGAGACACGGGGCAAGAAGCUUCCCGAGACGCUCGAGGAAGGCGAACGAUUCGGAUUGAAUAAUGACAUGGAUGAGAACUCCAGUGACAGGAAUUCCGAGUAUGACUUAUGUGAAGCCAAAAAGGCAAAUGGUGUAUCCAAAGAGAAUGGAAACACAUUGGACAUCUCAAAUGGAGUCACCCACGAUAACCCAGUAUUCGAAAUGGAGGACGAGAGUGGAGAGAAAGCCAUGUGAUUCACCAAGUCUCAUCAGGAGCAUAACCAAUAGACUUAAUGCUUUAAAGGCUACCGCACACCUUACGACUGUUCGCGAUCCGAUUUUGGAACACAUCGCAUUUUGCUCAUUUUCUGAAAAUGUGAAUGGAACAUAUCAUUUUAUUUGAGGUUAAUAUUAAUUGAAAGAAUACUAGCAUAACCGUUUUGAAAGAUUGAAAGCCUUUGUUUUGGAAUAAAAGUCCAAUUAGUUUCAAAUCGUAGCCAAUCGUACGACUGCUAUGACGUCGUUAUGAGAUGUUAGAUGUGCUUUUAUUCUAAGGAUUUUUGAAUAUAGGUUUUCGUACGAUGAUUUAACAUUUCACAGUAAGAUAGUUCAAGUCGCAAUGUUAGCAUCAAAUUCUACUAGGUUUUAUUCCAAAAUCGAGUCGCAGACCAAUCGUAAGGUGUGCGGUCGCCUUUAUCCAAGUAUCGCCUGCAGGGAAUUAUUGCAUUAGGCUAUGCCCCAUUGCACAUUUUCUGUUCUAAAGGCCUGGUCACACCGCCCGAGCGUUGUUGGAGCGUUCGUGGAGCGAAAGGGAAAGAGGGUCGA
Molecule: messenger RNA, 2462 nt
Organism: Lytechinus variegatus (green sea urchin)
Lineage: Eukaryota; Metazoa; Echinodermata; Echinoidea; Temnopleuroida; Toxopneustidae
Product: organic cation transporter protein-like
Exons: 11
Coding region: 123-1892 (589 amino acids)
Biological process (GO): transmembrane transport
Cellular component (GO): membrane
Molecular function (GO): transmembrane transporter activity
Source: RefSeq, a predicted model, not a curated record